CACAUCUGCGUGCCGUGAAACGAUGGAGUAAAUGAAACGUCAAAAUUUUUAUCCGUUCUUCAUUUUCAUAGUUUUUUCGGAGAUUAUUAAUUGAAUUAAAGCCGUAAUUGAGAAGUGAUUGUGUGCAUUAAUAGCGAGAGCUUUGAAUGUCGAAUAAAACGAAAGUGAUAAGCAUUCCGUGAUAACCAGGUCGAGCGAUACGCGGAACGAAAAAUCCCCAAAAAUAUGCUGUUUUGAUUGGUUUCCCUUCCUUUUCACUGGCUUCUGCUGGCCGUGUUUUGAAAGACGACGACGACGACCAAGACGACGUCGGGACGGGCUGAUGGUAAUGACGUGUUGUUUCUCGGUUGAGCACCCUCGUAAGCAGCGACAGCAAAAACAGAGCCAAAGACGACGAAUGAAAAUAGCGGUUCCUUAUGACUGCACUAACACCAGCCUGGGAGCAGCAAACAGCCGAAGAUACCAGCAGCAGCCACGGCUCCUUGAAGAAAGCAGACGAAGUACAGCGCGCUUCCCGUCGUCGGAUCAGUUCCAGUCUUGCACCGUGGGAAAAACCGGUUACCUCAGAAUCAUCCCCGAGCCAUGCAUUGGGAGCUGAAGAGCAGUCAAGCGGAACGCCGUUGUUGACCAGACUUGGUGCUAUUGGUGUUGAUGACGAAAGCAAGAAGCAAAACAAUGCAAACGACGACGUGGAACACGAGCCAGAAUCUGCGAGCGAACUGGCACUAAAUUAUCACUAUACGGGACAGGAAACCAGUGAGGAUCCUCAGAACGGCAGCAGCAAUAAUCACACAAGGAGGUAUAGUCGGAUCAGCAUGAUAAUAAUCUACGGACGGGAGGCGUUGUGCAUCCUGGCCUUGAUACUGACCACAUAUGCGUCCAUUCAGAACAGUCCACCUAGAAUAUCGAAAGCACCACCACCCGCACCAUUCUUCUCGAAAGGAUCCCUCGUAAACGACUGGCCAUCGGGAGCGCUAGGGCCUACCCAAACCCGUGUAUCUCAAUCGGAGCUCUCCUUCGUGUUUUACUAUGCACCUUGGUGUGCCGAAAGCCAACAUGCGCGGUCGGUGUACGAGCACGUGGCUAGGCUUUACUUCCGGGAGGCUCACUUCGCGGCCAUCAACUGUUGGCAGCCAGGUGGCGAGUGCCGAUUGCAGUACUCGAAGGUGCAAUCCUGGCCGGUGCUGAUGGCAUAUCAACCGAACGGGAUGGCAGUACAGUUUCAUCAGGUUUGGACCAAUGCAGCCCUUUCUCGGUUUGUGCAAUCGUUGAUCAAUCCCAUCCAGAGGAUGGUAGGACCCGGGGACCUGAUGAGUUUCAUGACGGGGAAGGAUGCGGUAGUUGUCGCAUUUCUUGACGUGAACAGCAAUCGAAAGCAAUAUAAUCGGUUUUACCAAACAUCGCUCAAGUGGCUGGAGAAAGAUCCCUUCCAAGAGGUGGCUUUCGGCGUUGUUACGGGCGAGUCUUCCAGUACUUUUGGGGUUGAAGAAGUACCUGCUAUUCGACUUUAUUUAUGGAACGAGACGAUAGAAUUUCACGGCAACGAUUCGUGGACUCUCCCGGAGCUGACCACCUGGAUCAACAAGCAAAUUCAGGUGGUCUCGAUGUGGAUCGCCCCUCCUGGGGCCACCAAAUCUGCUUCCCUUGCGCCUUACUUCAAUCAAGGUCCAGUGCUGUUCUUUUUCACGCCCCGUUCGCUAUACGGGCUGUCCUCCGAUGCUUAUAUGAUGCUACGCCAACUCGGCAUGCAGUACUAUAACUGCAAAAGUGACAUCUGGGUGCAGGAGAUGGCGAAAAAAUAUAUAGCCGAGCAGAGACGUGUUAGCGCGGAAAUAUAUAGUCAGUUGAGACAGGAGUGUGAACUUCUGUUAAAGCGCCAUCCGGCGCAGGAACAAGAGGAAUCGGAAGAGGAUGGAUGCAGUAGAGCUCCCAGUAAAUCAGCAAUCGCCGUAUCGUUUGUGAAUGUGUUGAACUCGUCGAAGUUUGGAGAUGCGCCGAAAGACGGGAUGGGUUAUUGCGAUAUAGAUCAGGCCAAAUGUGAUGAAAGAUUUUAUGAGUGUGGAAAUAUUGAAGCCAGUUGCGUUAAGCGAAAACGAAGCCAAUUGUACGGAUCAUUGAAACACGAUGUUCGUGAAGGGAAGCCGGUGACUUCCAUGCUUGAUGCCGAUCAGGACUAUCGAGGGCCUAAGUUACUGAAAAGACUAAGUAUGAGAAGACAGUGUGAGUUCCUACGAUUGAGCGAAUUCGAUGGAGGUGAAGUGUUUUUUCCUGAGACAGGUGGCCCUGGGAGCGGUUAUGUAGAUAUGAUAAAAGGUAUGUCCUGUACGUUUAACAAAACAUUGACGUUCCUGAGCAUGGACAGUGAGUUGUACCACGCUUUUGCUGAGCGAUUAGGAGUAGACGUCCUGCAUAUGCCUAAUAAGUCAAUUGCUGUUAUUGUAGACCCUGAGGAUGAAUCGACGUAUCUUUUAAAGAAUGAAGUAAAUCUUCCAAAUUUGGCAAAGCUGGUGCAUGACUUCUACAAUCGAACAUAUCCACGGUUUUUCCGAUCA
Molecule: messenger RNA, 2552 nt
Organism: Armigeres subalbatus
Lineage: Eukaryota; Metazoa; Arthropoda; Insecta; Diptera; Culicidae
Product: thioredoxin domain-containing protein 11-like
Exons: 5
Source: RefSeq, a predicted model, not a curated record